This is a messenger RNA of Pseudocercospora fijiensis CIRAD86, 1518 nucleotides long. RefSeq lists its product as uncharacterized. Bases 1 to 1518 code for a protein of 505 amino acids. NCBI's taxonomy places the organism in Eukaryota, Fungi, Ascomycota, Dothideomycetes, Mycosphaerellales, Mycosphaerellaceae. The record is from RefSeq and is a predicted model, not a curated record. The transcript has a single exon.
AUGGCCCGCAAGGCCGACGACCUCCUCGCCGACCUGGACUCUCUGGGCAUCGAGGAGCAACAGCCACCACCUGCGAAUAAGGCCAAGCCAGGCGCAAAGACCGCCGCUGCCUCUGCAAACGACGAGGACGAUGCACUGGCAUACCUGGAGAAGCAAUUGGCAGCGAAGCCAGCAGGCACAUCACGCCCGUCGACUCCGCGCUUAAACUCGUCUACGACUAGCGGUACCAGCAAGAGCCCAAAGAGGCCCACAGACUAUACACCUGCGACCACCCCUCAAGGCAGUAGUGAGCGAAAUAGUAGCGAAGACCGACAUAGAGCCACUACGGCGCAGACGAGAUCCAGUGGAGAGGGCACCAGGAGCUUUCACACCGCACAAACGCCUGCAGCAGAGAAUGCCGUGGCAGAGUCCUCACAGAAAGCCGCGGGCGGAGGUGGAGGCUGGUGGGGAUCGAUGUUCAAUGCUGCAAGCGCUGCUGUCAAGCAAGCAGAAAGCCUGGCCAAGAAUCUCCAGACGAACGAGGAAGCGCAGAAGUGGGUGGAGCAGAUUCGCGGCAACGCGAACUUGCAAUCGCUCCAGAACAUUAGCGCAGACCUCAGAUCACGAGCACUACCCACUUUCACUUCUCUCAUAUCACAUAUCGCACCGCCGAUCUCUGCACACGAACGACUACAGAUCCACACCACUCACGACAUCCAGAACUACCCGUCUCUGGAUCCGCUCAUCUACGACACUUUUUCUCGCAUCAUGGCGCAAGUCGAGGGUGGAGACCUUCUAGUCAUUCAGCGUGGCAGUGAAUCACGGAGUCGAUCGAGCAGCGACAUCCAAGGCUACAGGGGCGGUGUGCUCGGGGGCGGGAACAGGUGGACCGAUGGACCUUGGUGGAGAGAAGAGAGCUCCAAACGAAGUCUGGGCACGAUUUCAGGCCUCAAGGAAGGCACAAGACUGGCAAGAGUACAAGCAGAGAGCUAUGCAAAGGACUUCUUUGACAGCAAGGGUGGAGUUGAAGAGGCAGCGAAGCGUGCGACCGAGACAUUGAGCGAGACGAACCCAGUCCGAUCAAGCGACAUCUUCUUAGCCAUCCAAGCCGUAGCUUUCAAAGCCGACAAAGACAACUUUGCCGAGGAUUCGCACGCCGAGAAGGACACGACUGUCGUCACACCCGAAGACCCCGAAGACGAGCAGAUCGUCUUCGCCAUAUACAUUCACGACCCACUUCACAGCAUAUCCUUCAAGGCACUCUCGCAACCUUUCCCACAGAAGUGGGCCGACUGGCUCGACGCCGAAGCCAGCGCGGGCGGACUUCCAGAGUCCAUCAUGGAGAUCAUCCAGGCCGGUGGCGUGGACCCUCGAGAAUGGGUCUCGGAAUGGAUGGAGGAGAUUUUGUCCCUGGCUGUCGGCGUCGUUGCUCAACAAUACGUCGCGAAGCGUAUGGGUGUAGGCGAAGGUGGGAUUGGAAGGGGCAAGAAGCGUGCUGAGGAGGAUGCUACUGCGGGAGAGGCGGCCAGGGCGGUAUAA